AUGAAGAGCCUCAUGCCCCUCGCCCUCUCACCCUCGUGCUCCAGCCUGUGGAGUGCCUCGUCCGCCGAGGAGCCCGUCGGGGAGCGCGUCGACGACUACUUUCCCGAGUUGCUGGCCCGCGAUCUCGAGCUCUCGGCCCGUGUCUUUGCCUCCAAGCGCAUGACGGCAGGCACUCCCAUCUCCACCCUGUCCUCCGAGGACCGUGAACGACACAGGUCCUGCAGGAUGGUACCCUCGUUGCCCUACCUCGCCGCCUCCGCCCGCGUGCAGUCCCUGGGCCCCAUUGAGGAGAGAACCUCGAGGGUCUCGUUCCUCAACCCACAGGGACUCUCGCGCCUCGAUGACAAUGCGUCCGACCUAGAUUCGAGGUCGACCGCUCAGGCCUCGGACUACACCGGGCCCCCGUCGAUUCGGCCCCGGGAAUCCGUCAUGACCAUGGCUACCUCGCUGGCAUCGACAAACUGGAAGACGUCGCUCAAGAGCCCCCCGCCGUCGGAUGGGCUGCUUGAGAGCAGCUGGAUCGACGGGGAUUCGGAUGGCGAGGACCAGGACGAUGACCUGAAUCACGGCAACAUGGACCCCAUGGCCCCGCGGCCACCCACCCCGCCUGAAUCGGACCGCGCCUCGGGCGUGCCCGCCGUCAAGAUUGACGUGCGAGGCCACUGGGGGUACAACGAAACCCCCUUACACCGCAAGUCGCACUCGGUCAGCGGCGGCUCCCCCGUGGCGGCUCGAAGGAAACUGUCGGGGGGCUCGUUGGACGUACCGCUGAGACCGGCCUCGACCGCCGGAGUCCGAGGACUUGAAGGCCGUGAACCCCGGGAGUCCAGCCAGGCGCCAAACCCCGUGAUCGCACGCAAGCUUUUCCCUUCCAGCGAGGAAGAAGUUCGCUCGCAUCGCCCCAGGAGGAGUACCGGCGUUUCGCAAAGGACCCGGAAAAAAGCCCUCCACAUCAACCUCGUUGCCGAGCCAUCACCCGUCAGCGACGAAUUUCCCGACCGUCAAGACGAUAUCACGCCGCCUCCUGCCCUGCAGGCAUACCCGCCCCCGAACAGCAACAUGGACCCUCAAUCGCAUCUCCCCCGGCCGGCUCUCCGGAACGUGCAGUCGUGGCUCAACGGCAGUCUACAGCCCUACCCCCGCUCACUCCAGAGUGAGGACCUGACAAAGGUGGUGCCGCUGCCGCCGGACGCAAUGGAGACGCUGCGCGUGUCGAUUGCGUGCUUCCCGGAAACCAUGCUUCUCUCUUCGAGCCUGACCAUCGAGACGAUUCGGACUUACUCGAGAAAGGUGCGGCAGCCGAGCAUCGAGCUCCUCAGGAACCUGCCGGUCCGAAGCCCCUCGCCAGAAAGCCCUACUCAGCCUGGCCGGAAGUCGCUGUGGCGCAAAGUCGUGCCCUACCGGAAGGGAUGCGACGCGCCGGAGCCCAAGCAGCGAUACCAGCACUCGGGAGCCAACAGCGUCGACUCGACCACCUCUUGCUCCGUCUCUCCGCCCAAGCCGUGGGAGCCGCUCAAGCACGUCUUUGGCUGCUGCUCCGACUAUAUCUGUGACGCGCUGUACGCACACAUUCUGGCAUACAACUACGUCUCCGCUUUGGUUGCCCGUAACCCGCAAGCCGCUGCCAAGGCUGGCCGAGGCUUCGCGAAUGCGCCCCAUGACUCUCAACAGGAGGACAUUCCCAAAAAGGCGGCGUCGCUCCUCGGCCUGGCGGGUGCAGGCGGUGCGGCCGCGGCAGGCUUUAGUCGAUUGACCAGGCGGCUUGCCACGCCUCUGGGCUCGUGGACCAAGGAAGAGAUGAUCACGAGCCAGCCCACGGCGGCUGCGAACCACGAGAACAUGCAGCACGAUCUGCUGCGAUGCAUCUCCCGGCUGGUGGCCACGGCCAAGCUCGUGGCCGAGGGCGGCGCGGGAGACGAGACGAUGAUCAACACAGACGUGGAAGACACGGACAUAUUUUUCGUCCGGAGCCUGUGCGAGAUUGUGAGGAUAGCUGAAGAAGCAUCCUGA
This is a messenger RNA of Hirsutella rhossiliensis, 2010 nucleotides long. RefSeq lists its product as uncharacterized. The record is from RefSeq and is a predicted model, not a curated record. The transcript has a single exon. Lineage: Eukaryota; Fungi; Ascomycota; Sordariomycetes; Hypocreales; Ophiocordycipitaceae. Bases 1 to 2010 code for a protein of 669 amino acids.